AUGGCGGCGCCCAUGGCGCUGGGGCGGGCGCUGCGGCGGGUCCGGGCGUGGCGGGCGCUGCCGGGGCCGGGGCUGCCCGGCGCGGGGAGGCGGCGGAGCAGCGAGGGGGCGGCGGGGCGGAGCCGGCUGUACGAGCACGUGCGGGAAGGGAACAGCGCGCGGCCCCGCCUGGACAUGGCGGCGCUCAGCGCCCGGCCCGAGCAGGCGGAGCGGGAGCUGGAGACCCGCAAGGGGCCGCUGGGGCCCCGGGAUCUGCGCGAGAUCCUCUCCACAUGGAAGAGGCUGGUGAAUGUGCAGGAAGAGAUUGGAAAACUUGAAACUGAGAAAGAGGAAGUCUCCGUUCAAGUGAAACACCUCGUGGAGACCCAGGACAAGAGCACGUUGCAGGCGCUUCCCGAUUACCAGGCGCUACGGAACCGAGGACGGGAAAUACGUCACGAGCUGAAUUCCCUGUACCAAGAGGAGCUGGAGCUGGAUGAAAAGUACUAUCUGAAGGCUCUGAAACUGCCGAACUGGACCCACCCUGAUGUGCCCAUCGGAGACGAGAGCCAAGCGAGGGUGGUGGAGGUCGUGGGAGAGAAACCAGCUUUUGAUUUCAAAGUGAGGGGGCACCUGGAAAUUGGGGAAGACCUGGAUAUCAUCAGACAAAGGCGCCUCUCUCAUAUCUCAGGCCACCGCUCCUAUUAUCUCCGAGGGGCCGGAGCCAUGCUCCAGCAUGCCCUCGUCCAGUUCACUGUCAGCAAGCUGGUGAAACAGGGCUUCAUUCCAAUGGCUGUUCCCGACCUGCUGCGAGGAGCUGUGUUUGAAGGCUGUGGCAUGCAGCCCAACGCCGUCCCGUCCCCCGUGUACAACAUCGACCCGUCCCGCUUCGAGGACCUGUGCCUGGCUGGCACCUCCGAGGUCGGCAUCGCAGGCUACUUCAUGGAUCAUGCCGUGAAUUUGGAGGACAUGCCAGUCAGAACCGUGUGUUCCAGCACGUGCUACAGAACAGAGACAGACACCGGCAAGGAGCCCUGGGGCUUGUACAGAGUCCAUCAGUUCACCAAGGUGGAGAUGUUCGGGGUGACGGCGGCGGAGAGCGGGGAGGAGAGCGCCGCCCUGCUGGAGGACUUCCUCGCCCUGCAGAAGGAGAUCUUCUCCGAGCUAGGGCUGCACUACAGGGUCCUGGAUAUGCCCACCCAGGAGCUCGGGCUGCCCGCCUACCGGAAAUACGACAUCGAAGCCUGGAUGCCCGGCAGGGACAAGUAUGGUGAGAUCUCCAGCACCUCCAACUGCACUGACUACCAGGGCCGGCGCCUGAACAUUAUGUACUGCGACCGGAGAGGGCAGCUCCGCUACGCGCAUACGGUCAACGGCACGGCCUGCGCCGUCCCGCGGGUGCUGAUUGCUCUGCUGGAGUCCAACCAGCUCCAGGAUGGCAGCGUCCGAGUCCCCACGAUCCUGCAGCCGUUCCUGGGCAUGGAAACCAUCGUCAAACCCGGCUACGCCCCCUUGAAAUACAUCGGGCCCAACCAGCCCAAGCGCCGCUGA
Molecule: messenger RNA, 1530 nt
Organism: Emys orbicularis (European pond turtle)
Lineage: Eukaryota; Metazoa; Chordata; Testudines; Emydidae
Gene: SARS2
Product: seryl-tRNA synthetase 2, mitochondrial
Exons: 16
Coding region: 1-1530 (509 amino acids)
Biological process (GO): mitochondrial seryl-tRNA aminoacylation
Cellular component (GO): mitochondrion
Molecular function (GO): serine-tRNA ligase activity; ATP binding; tRNA binding
Source: RefSeq, a predicted model, not a curated record